UCUAAACACAACCAGGGCUGUUGUCAACAUUAAAUCAGUCUAUAAAAAUAGUCUAAGAAGGAUAUUAAACUUUGCAUGGUGGAAAAACGAUAUAGUAGCCUAAGGUUUGCGGUAACACCAUUUUAUGGGUGGUUCUGAAAAGAACAGUUGGUUUUAACUUGACAUUGUGCUCAACAUUUCAACUAGCUUCCAAUCAGAAUGGCAUCCAAUAUAACAGCUCAGUCAAUGCUAGAAGAGAUAAGUCAGGGUCAUCUUGAAUGCCCAAUCUGCAGUGAACGCUUCAAGCAACCCAAACUACUUGAGUGUUCUCAUUCAUUCUGUCUUCAAUGCCUUCAAAAUCUCAAAGAGAAAACUCCAAGUACGGCAAUACUUUCUUGUCCAGUCUGUAGACAAGACAUCUUGCUAGAAGAAAAUGGCAUCGAAGGUCUGAAAACUGACUUUAAGACUGUUACUCUGUUAGAAGUUAUCAUAGCACAGGAGAAACGACUGAAAUGCCAGGAAGAGAAGCAAGUACCAAGUGAGGAGCAUGUUUCUAAAUGUAGCAAGCAUACUGACAAGGAUCUUAUCAUGUACUGUGACAGAUGCAACAUAUUAAUAUGCACAACUUGCAUCGCAAAAGAUCACAGAUUACACCCAGCCCUGGAGCCAACUGAAGCUUUAGACAAAAGCAAACAUCAUGCUGAAGAACUGCUGUCAAAAGUAAGACAGUGUAUUGAAACAUUCAAUAGUGCUAUUCAAGAAAUAGACAUGUCCCGCAAGACAUUGGACUCCAUGUUUGCUGCUACUAAAGAGAAAAUCUCUAAGAAAGCUGAUAAAGAGAUUGCCAUGGAGGUUGAAAGAUUCAUUGAGGAGAAGCAGAAAUUGAUGGAUGAGGCAGAACAGAUUUAUCAAGACAGAGUCAAGACAAUGGAAACUGCACGAGCGACAAACUGCAAAGAGAUGACCAAAGCAGAACACAAGCAGGAUGAGGUUAACCAUCUCAUGGAUCAAGGAAGCUGUGAGAUUGUACAGCUCAUAGAGAAACUUUUACAAGACCUGGAAGAUUACACAAAGAUGAAGCCAAGCAAAGUACCUGAUGGGUUGACUUAUAUGAACUUCAAAGAAGAUCAGAAAUCACUUGGGAGACUGGUGCUGCAAAAUAAGUGGACAUUGAAAAUAGAAAUGAAGACAUAUAUGAACAAAGCACAGCAAAUAAAUAGGAUUUUCCCAAAGGAUGUUUCUGCAAACUCCAACAGUGAUAUUUUUGUGUCAAAUUUUGACAACGCAUGCUGGAUUUUAAUACCAGCAGGGAGCAAGCCUAAAUCUACUGUCAUGCCUCAAACCCUAUCAGUUGAAGGUCUUAUUAAACCAAGAAAGAUGACAGUGAACAACAAGGAUGAGCUGAUUGUUCUAGAUAAUCAAACAGUCAAGAUCUUCAGCGGGAAAUAUCAGCUCCUACAUCAGUUCACACCAGGGCAGUCAGGCAGCAAACCAUCAUGUAUUGCAGUGGAUGAUAACAAUCUGAUUGUAGUGGGUUAUAAAAACAUGAAUGAGAUCUCUAUUCACAAACCAGAUGGAUCCCUCACUACCACAAUUCCUGCUCCAGGAAUAGGUGGAUACUUGACAACCUACAAACAACGACUCAUCUACACCAACUACAAGGACAAGAAGCUGGUAUCAGUGGGCUACAAUGGUGACUUUGUAUUCUCAGUAGAUAUCAAUCAGUCUGGUAGGCCUUGUGGAGUCUGUUGCGACACGGAUGGCUGUGUUUAUAUUGCUGUAUGGAAAGGACUAGAAUCAUCGACAGACAACAUCCAUCAUUACAGUCCUGAUGGCAAGUAUAUUGGAUGUAUCAUCAAGGAAUGUGUCGAUCCGUGUGGAAUAACAUUCACACCAGCAGGUGAUCUGGUUGUGGCUGCAUACAAAACAGUUCAAAUUUAUCACCAUGAAUAAAGACAAUGAAACAUAAAAAAAUAUAACAAGCCUGUAUGCUUCGUUUUUGAAAGGGCAAAGACGUGAUUUUCUUUACAGUUAAGGGCACCCUAUGAGGAAGUUGUAAAUUUGCUACUGGAGGCACAGCAUGUCAAGGGCACGAUGGCAUUGACCAGGGGGCAUAGAGGCAAUUGCCUUUGAUGCCUUCGUGAAGUAUCAGGCCUGGUAUGCUAAGCCCCCAAAACUCCACACUAUACUGUAGAGGUUGCAUACCCUAUGAAAUGAUAAUUACUGCUUGUUGGUUUAUGAAAGGUUCUCAAGCAGGGCCCAACUUCAUAAAGCUGUUUUAAAGGAUUUGGGUACUUUUUCAAAUUGUCCAUAGAUUUACAUU
This is a messenger RNA of Asterias rubens (European starfish), 2302 nucleotides long. Its product is annotated as E3 ubiquitin-protein ligase TRIM31-like. The record is from RefSeq and is a predicted model, not a curated record. NCBI's taxonomy places the organism in Eukaryota, Metazoa, Echinodermata, Asteroidea, Forcipulatida, Asteriidae. The coding region runs from base 199 to 1932 and encodes 577 amino acids. Gene Ontology annotation, biological process: positive regulation of DNA-templated transcription. Gene Ontology annotation, cellular component: chromatin; nucleoplasm. The transcript is spliced from 2 exons. Gene Ontology annotation, molecular function: zinc ion binding; ubiquitin-protein transferase activity.